This is a messenger RNA of Glycine soja, 1669 nucleotides long. RefSeq names its product GDSL esterase/lipase LTL1-like. Lineage: Eukaryota; Viridiplantae; Streptophyta; Magnoliopsida; Fabales; Fabaceae. The transcript has 5 exons. The record is from RefSeq and is a predicted model, not a curated record. The coding region runs from base 96 to 1226 and encodes 376 amino acids. Gene Ontology annotation, molecular function: hydrolase activity, acting on ester bonds.
AAUAUACUUGUAAUUCAUAGGCAGAUAUCUACCGAGAGGGUUAAACACUUAGCAUCUGCUGAGGGUACCUUGGUAGACACCACACUACCCAUAAUAUGGUCGAAAACAACAACCCAAGGGUUUUUGGUUCUUCUAUGUUUCUAUGUUUGCUUGUGUUGAUGAUUUGGAACAAGAUUGUUGUUGUUGUUCCACAAGCCGAGGCUCGAGCAUUUUUUGUUUUUGGUGAUUCGCUAGUUGACAAUGGCAACAAUAACUACCUAUUCACCACUGCUCGUGCCGACUCAUAUCCUUAUGGCGUUGACUAUCCCACUCACAGGGCCACUGGCCGUUUCUCCAAUGGCCUCAAUAUCCCGGACAUUAUCAGCGAGAAAAUUGGGUCAGAACCCACAUUGCCGUAUCUAAGUCGCGAGCUCGAUGGAGAGAGGCUACUCGUUGGUGCCAAUUUUGCUUCUGCGGGGAUAGGAAUUCUCAAUGACACUGGAAUUCAGUUUAUAAACAUAAUUCGAAUCACCAGACAAUUACAGUACUUUGAGCAGUAUCAACAAAGGGUGAGCGCACUAAUUGGACCAGAGCAGACUCAACGACUGGUCAACCAAGCACUAGUCCUCAUAACCUUAGGUGGCAAUGAUUUUGUUAACAACUAUUACCUGGUGCCAUUCUCUGCAAGAUCACGCCAAUUUGCACUUCCAAACUAUGUUGUAUACCUUAUUUCCGAGUAUCGCAAAAUUCUUGUGAGGCUUUAUGAAUUGGGAGCAAGGCGAGUUUUGGUGACAGGAACGGGACCUUUAGGUUGCGUGCCGGCAGAAUUGGCGCAGCGUAGCAGAAAUGGGGAGUGUGCAGCAGAGCUGCAACAAGCUUCUGCUUUGUUCAACCCGCAACUCGUUCAGUUGGUGAAUCAACUCAACUCUGAAAUUGGUUCCGAUGUCUUCAUUUCAGCCAAUGCUUUCCAAUCCAAUAUGGAUUUUAUUAGUAACCCACAAGCGUACGGUUUUAUCACAUCAAAAGUUGCAUGCUGUGGUCAAGGACCUUACAAUGGGAUUGGACUGUGUACUCCGGCGUCUAACUUGUGCCCAAACAGAGAUGUGUAUGCGUUUUGGGACCCCUUCCAUCCAAGUGAGAGAGCAAACAGAUUGAUUGUGGACACAUUCAUGAUCGGAGACUCCAAAUACAUGCACCCAAUGAAUCUCAGUACCAUGUUGCUUUUGGAUUCAACUUCAAGGACCUAGCUAAUUAUUAUCUUCUUCCUGUUAGGGUCGUGGCAUACAUUCUGCACUAGAUUUUGUGUUAUACAUUGAUUGUUUAAGCUAUAUUGUUACAAAUUAUUUGAAACCACUGGAUUUCGUAUGAUUUUUUCUCUCUCUAAUCUCUGCUUUGAGGGAGGAAAAUAGAGAAAGGAAAGUCCAUUGUGUGAUUGAAUGUCCCAAUUGUAACUUGUGAGGCAUGUAUUGUUCGGGUGAACUGGGUCAGAUAAUUUGUGGGUAGAGGCUAAGCCCAAAAUCAGUUUGGGCUUGAAGCUUUAAGUGUGAUAAAUUUAGGUAUCCGAGAUGUAUUAGUAAUUUACAACAAAAAUUAUUCCAUGCAAACCUUAGCUUAAAUCCAUAUUGUUAACUCGUUGUUCGCAACAAAUUUGUCAUAGUAAAUUAUUCAAAAUUGCGAAUCUCAAUUUCCA